This is a messenger RNA of Zea mays, 2035 nucleotides long. RefSeq lists its product as uncharacterized. Bases 206 to 1435 code for a protein of 409 amino acids. Gene Ontology annotation, molecular function: protein dimerization activity. The transcript is spliced from 3 exons. The record is from RefSeq and is a predicted model, not a curated record. NCBI's taxonomy places the organism in Eukaryota, Viridiplantae, Streptophyta, Magnoliopsida, Poales, Poaceae.
UGACCGAUGCUUGGUCAGAUAGGAAGAGGAGAAGCAUAAUGAAUAUAUGCACUAAUUGUGCUGAUGGAACCUCCUUCAUCAGCUCAAAAGAGAUGUCAGAUGUGUCACACACAAGUGAAGUCAUUUUUGAAUUAGUGGACAAAGCAAUUGAAGACAUUGGUGAAGAAAAUGUGGUGCAAGUAGUCACUGACAAUGCCCUAACAACAUGGGAGCAAAGAAGCUAUUGCUUGAGAAGAGACCACAAAUAUUUUGGACCUCUUGUGCAACUCACACAAUCAACUUGAUGCUCCAAGGAAUUGGCAACUUGCCUUGGUUCAGGAAAGUGAUUGACCAAGCAAAGUCAUUUACCAUAUUUGUGUAUGGCCACACAAGAACAUUGGAGUGCUUGAGAUACUUCACAGAGGGGAAAGAGCUAGUGAGGCCAGGAGUGACUAGGUUUGUUUCAUACUUUCUCACUUUGAACAGUAUGCAAGAGAAGAAGGACCAGUUAAGGAAGAUGGUGGUUCAUAGCAGGUGGGACUCAUUAAAGGAUGUGAAAUCAAAGAAAGGAAAAGAGGCCACAACUACUAUAUUGAGUCCAGCCUUUUGGAAGGAUGUGAAGCUAAUGUUGGCUGUUUUUGAGCCAUUGGUCAAAGUCCUCCGUUUGGUUGAUGGGGAUGUGAAGCCAUCCAUGGGUUUCCUUUAUGGAGAGCUACUAAAGGCAAAGAGAGAGGUCAAAGAGGCCUUUGGCAAUGUUGAGUCUCGAUUCAAAGAUGUUAUGGCUGUAAUUGAGAAGAAGAUGAAUGGAAGACUUGAUUCUCCAUUGCAUUUGACAGCUUUUUUGCUGAAUCCACACUAUAGCUAUGCUAACCCAUCAAUCUUUGAUGAGCCCAAAAUGAAUGAAGCCUUCAUAUCUUGUGUCGAGCAAUUUUAUUAUCAUGAUGAGGACCAACAAGAACAGGCUGUCAACUUUGAAUUUAAAAAAAUUCAGAAUAGAGAAGGACCAUUUAGCAAGAAGCUUGCAAGAACUUUUCAAAACUAUGAUUACAAUCCAGGUAGAGCAUCAUGGUGGCGGUUAUAUGGAACUGAAACACCAGCUUUACAGAAGAUGGCUACAAGGAUAUUAUCUUUGACAUCAAGCUCUUCUGGUUGUGAAAGAAAUUGGAGUGGGUUUGAAGGGAUACACACUAAGAAGAGAAAUAGGCUGACUACAACCCGCCUCAACAAGUUGGUCUAUAUUCAGUUCAAUAACAGGCUGAUGAAUAAGAGAGAAAAGAUUAAGUCAAAGAAAAUCAUUGAUGUUCUCUUGUCUAGUGAUACAACUGAAGCUCAAGGUUUUCUCCAAGAGGGUGGAGAUGAUUGUGCACAAGUUGUCGUUAGAGAUGGGGAGGAAGAUGAGAUGGAAGGUACAGGGAUACCUUGGUCUGUUAUUGGAGAGGCAGUGGGAGCAGAAUAACAGCUUGAGCCUCGUAGAAGUGCAAGAGUGAGAAAGCUCUAUGAAGGAGAAGAGUUUGAGUAUGAAGAAGAAGAGUAUGAAGAUGAAGAUUUGUGCUACAGUGAAGAUGAAAUAUGAUCUGGACCAUCUCCAUCUAGUAGUGAAGCCUUUUGUGAUGCCCUGGUCUUAUGAACUACAACUAUGUCACUUUGUGUCUGUGUGUCUUCUUUUGUGUGAGACCUGAACUAAGAACUAUGUGCUUGUGAUGUCCUUUAUUUAUAAAUUGUAUUCUGCACUUGUAUUACUGUCCUAUCCACUUGUGUUGUAAUUACCAGGUGCUGAUAUGGUGUGCUCAACUGCUCAUGAAUGGGAGGCUGCUGAAAUCAUCCAGAUAAGUCACAAUUUAGUGUUUUCUAUUUUUUCGAUGAACAGCUAGCUGUCUAUUGACUAAUUUACUAACUACUAGCUGUCAAAAUGUGUUACAGCCUUGCAGGAGCUAGGAACAUGCAAGAGUAAGCUCAGCUAGGAAUCAGAUAUGUCUACUGGCCUUCUUUUUAUACUUACUGUGACUCAUAUAUAGUAGUUAUAUACGUAUAUAUAGUUAUAUAUAUAUAUAUUAUG